This is a messenger RNA of Dunckerocampus dactyliophorus (ringed pipefish), 9383 nucleotides long. RefSeq names its product glutamate receptor, metabotropic 2a (gene grm2a). Bases 782 to 3463 code for a protein of 893 amino acids. Gene Ontology annotation, biological process: regulation of synaptic transmission, glutamatergic; G protein-coupled glutamate receptor signaling pathway. Gene Ontology annotation, molecular function: group II metabotropic glutamate receptor activity. NCBI's taxonomy places the organism in Eukaryota, Metazoa, Chordata, Actinopteri, Syngnathiformes, Syngnathidae. The record is from RefSeq and is a predicted model, not a curated record. Gene Ontology annotation, cellular component: membrane. The transcript has 6 exons.
GGGACAGACCACCUCACCCUGCACGUGCCGCAACGUGUUUGUGGAUUCCAAAUUACAAAAAAAAAAAAUCCUUAUUUGACUUUGAUGCCUCCCUGCUGCCCACGUGCACGAAUAGGAGGAGACUCCCCGCUGCUUCUCCACUUGGCUUCACCAUCAUCACCAAGCCGACAUCUCCUCCUCUUCUGUCCUGUGGGGGCUUUUAGAAGUUGCAGAGGAUGCUCUCCGGCGGGGCUUCACUGCCGGAUGCUUGAGUGUCCCCAGCACGUAUUUUAGCAUCUUCUUCUUCUUCCUCCUCCUCGAGCAACAACACGUUCAACUCGGAGCGUCCUGAGCACAUCGGGCUGAGAGAAAUGUGACUUUGGAGGAGCGAGGCGGCACCACCGCUCCCCCUUCAGCACCACGGACAGCGCAUCGGCGCCUGACGCGCCUCUCCACUCGGCCCGCCUUCCUUCCUCCCUCCCUUCCUUCCUUCCUUUCCUUUCCUUUCCUUUCCUUUCUCCAUUCACUCAGCCUUGCAGGACCGCUCCGGAGGAUGUGUGCCGGCGCAGCGCUGCUCGUCCAGCCCGCUGGAAGCUGAGGAAGCCCGGACAGGCUGUAAUCUCCAAAAGCCCAGAGGAGGAGGCCAGCCAAGAGGAUCGCACUGAUGGUUUCUAUGGCCUCUGUCAAAAUAAAAACCUGAGAUCCGGUGCUGCGCCUCACCGUGCUUUUUCUUCAGACGCGGCGACAUCCCAAGAAAACACGACCAAAACGCACAGUCAGGACCUUUUCUCUGCCCAGGGAUAUGUCAUUGGGGAAAUCCCCAGUGUUGGGGGUGCGCCCUGUGCCCCGACCCCACUGGCUGUCCCGCCUCAUCCUCCUGGUCGUAUGCGUGAUUCUCUUUGCCCAGGCUCCCCAGGGUUUGCCUGUGGUAGGUUAUAACACUGACUCCAAAAAGGAGAUCACGCUUGAAGGAGAUUUGAUGAUCGGCGGCCUCUUCCCUGUGCACCAAAAGGGCGAGGCCGCUGAGGAUUGUGGGAAGAUCAACGCUCAACGAGGAAUCCAGCGACUGGAGGCCAUGUUGCUCGCGCUGGAUGAAAUCAACAAGGACGAGCGCAUCUUGCCUGGGAUUCGUUUAGGAGCUCACAUACUGGACACGUGCUCCAAGGACACUUACGCUCUCGAGCAGUCGCUUGAGUUCGUCAGGGCUUCGCUCACCAAAGUGGACGACAGUGAGUACACGUGCCCCGAUGGCUCGUACGCCAUCCAUGACGAUGUCCCCUUGGCCAUCUCUGGAGUUAUCGGAGGAUCUUACAGUGAUGUUUCCAUUCAGGUGGCCAACUUGCUGCGACUCUUUCAGAUCCCUCAGAUCAGCUACGCCUCCACCAGUGCCAAACUCAGUGACAAGACUCGAUAUGACUACUUUGCCCGCACCGUGCCCCCGGAUUUCUUCCAGGCCAAGGCCAUGGCUGAGAUCCUACGUUACUUUAACUGGACGUAUGUGUCGACGGUGGCAUCGGAAGGGGACUACGGUGAGACUGGAAUUGAUGCUUUUCAGCAGGAGGCUCGGGCCCGACACAUCUGCAUUGCCACCUCGGCCAAGGUGAGCCGUUCCAUGAGCCGUUGGAGCUAUGAGAAUGUGAUUCGCUCCCUGCAGCAGAAGUCCAAUGCCAAGGUGGUUAUCCUGUUCACUCGCAGCGAAGAUGCUCGUGAGCUUCUAGUCGCGGCCAACCGCAUGAACGUCACCUUCACUUGGGUGGCCAGCGAUGGCUGGGGAGCGCAGGAGAGCGUGGUGAGAGGCAGUGAAGCUGUUGCUGAUGGCGCAUUCACCAUUGAACUGGCCUCCUAUCAGAUCCCCCAGUUUAACGACUACUUCACUGCCCUCCAUCCGUACAACAAUACCAGGAAUCCUUGGUUCAGAGAGUUCUGGGAGAACCAGUUUCAGUGCAGCCUCCAUGAUUUAAGCUGUGGGAAGCACUCCCUGCGAAAGGAUCCCUUUCAACCCGAAUCCAAGAUCAUGUUUGUGGUGAAUGCAGUUUAUGCCAUGGCCACCGCAUUGCACAACAUGAGGCAGGCCUUGUGUCCAAACUCCACCAAGGUCUGCGACGCUCUUAAACCUGGCAAUGGCAGGAAGUUUUAUCGGGACUACAUUCUCAAGACAAAGAUUGAGGCACCAUUUCGUCCCCCAGAGACAGAUAACAUCGUCCGUUUUGACGCCUUUGGUGACAGCUUUGGCCGCUACAACAUUUUCCACUACCACAAGGAGGGUGGACGGUACAUCUACCACAAAGUUGGCUACUGGGCUCAGAGCUUGACCCUGAACACUAGUCUGAUCCCCUGGGAUGGCCAGGGUGCCCCCGCCUCGCAGUGUAGCGAUCCCUGCAGGAAGAAUGAGGUGAAGAGUAUGCAGCCUGGAGACGUGUGCUGCUGGAUCUGCAUCCCUUGUCAGUCCUACCAGUACUUGCAGGAUGCGUUCACAUGUGCUGACUGCAGCUUUGGACAGUGGCCUCUGGCUAAUCUGACAGGUUGUUAUGACCUACCUGAGGAGUACAUUCGCUGGGAAGACGCAUGGGCUAUUGGACCUGUCACCAUUUCCUGCCUGGGGAUGAUGUGCACGCUCUUCGUCAUUGGCCUGUUCUUCAAACACAACGAGACGCCCGUGGUGAAGGCCAGCGGUCGUGAGCUGUCCUAUAUUCUUCUGCUGGGGGUGCUGAUGUGCUACACGAUGACUUUCAUCUACAUCGCUAAACCUUCCACGGCAGUUUGUACGCUGCGCCGCCUGGGCUUAGGAACCUCCUUCGCUGUAUGCUACUCAGCCCUCCUGACCAAGACCAAUCGCAUCGCUCGGAUCUUCAACGGGGUUAAGGGCGGGGCCCAGCGACCUCGAUUUAUCAGCCCAGCCUCCCAGGUUGCCAUCUGUGGCGGUCUGAUCUCCUGCCAGCUGGUCGUGGUGGUGGUUUGGCUGCUCAUCGAAGCUCCAGGAGUGAGAAAGGAAGUGAGCCCCGAGAAGAGAGAUGUGGUCACCCUCAAGUGUAACAGCAAGGACUCCAGCAUGCUCAUGUCUCUCACCUAUAACUGCAUCCUCAUCAUCCUCUGCACGGUUUACGCCUUCAAGACCCGAAAGUGCCCCGAAAACUUCAACGAAGCCAAGUUCAUUGGGUUCACCAUGUACACGACCUGCAUCAUCUGGCUGGCUUUUCAGCCCAUUUUCUACGUCACUGCCAGUGACUACAGGGUGCAGACCACCACCAUGUGUAUCUCUGUCAGUCUGAGCGGGUCGGUCGUCCUGGGCUGCCUGUUUGCUCCCAAGGUCCACAUCAUCCUGUUCCAGCCACAGAAGAAUGUCUGUACUCUCAGGGUGGCCACCACCCGCUUCAGUGUUACCACCGGCCCGGGCUCCAGUUUCUCUCAAGCAUCAGCCUCCAAUAUCGUUCCGACAGUGUGUAAUGGGCGAGAGGUGGUCGACUCCACGACGUCUUCCUUGUGAAGAUCAGCCAAGCGUUGUAAACACAAUUAUAUAACCACUAGUCCUCAAUCAGGUGUCUCAGAUAUUACAGAGGAUGAUUGUCCUGACUUUGUUGUCCGCAAAGUGAUGUGAGUACAAUGUCCCAAUGAUUUUAUUCUGUUCAGUUCAAAGAGAUUUUCAAAGCUCAGUGCCAAUAAAAGUUACAUAGAGUAUUGCCAUCCUUUUUAUUGCAACAAAUGGAGUAAACGAUAGUGCAACUGUUAAAUGUAUUAUAUACGGGAUGUUUUUAAUGUAGACUUUGGUGAAAAGUUUGUGCUUUCUUGUAAUUUAUGUAAAUAAAAUGUGUUUUUUAUCAAUACCAAAUUGGCUCGGUGUGAAUUCUUGCAUGGAAUGAAGCACAUUUGCAGUCUUCAUGCCAUGUUCCACAUGACAAUUGAGACUUAUGGGUUUGGUUUUCCUUUGUUCAUUGAUGUUUCCUUUUGUUGUGCUCUUAUUUUGUUAUAUCCAUUUCCCGUAUUGCACGGUUUUGAGUUCUCUUGGCCUUGUUCUGAGGCAGCUACCGGUCUCAGAUGUUCCUCGUUAAUAAUCAGCAGGCUUCGUAAGCACAGCACUGGUACUGGGGCAAUGAUGGACCGGUACGUUUGCGUUGGAUGAUUGGAAGUGAUUUCAAUGGUGAGCUUAUGCUAUUCUCUACUUCUACUUUGCUUUGGAAUUUUGUAUUUUUUAUUAGGGCUGUCGGCCGCACGGUGGUCUAGUGGUUAGCACGUUGGCCUAGUGGUUAGCACGUUGGCCAACACAGGAACAGCCUGGAGAUCGGGAAGACCUGGGUUCGAUUCUCCCUUGGGCAUUUCUGUGUGGAGUUUGCAUAUUCUCCCCGUGUGCGCGUGGGUUUUCUCCGGGUACUCCGGCUUCCUCCCACAUUCCCAAAAACAUGCAGGUGAGAUUAAUUGGCGACUCUAAAUUGUCCAUAGGUGUGAGUGUGAAUGGUUGUUUGUCUGCUGGAAAAUACGCUGAAAACCUGUACAUUUGCCAUGUCUGAUCGCAACCCCUCAUUGCUCAUAAUUACAGGGCUUAAAAUGUGAUUCAAAUGUUCUGCUACAUUUAAAGAAACUAGUGUGAGAAAAAUAGAUUUUUAGACUUGUGUGGUAUAUUUUAGCUGGUUUGACAUUAAGUUCAUUUGGAGCUGUUAAUUCAUACAAAUAUAUACAAUCCUGUCCUGUCAUUUAUCUUUCUGUUCAUUAAAUACAGUAAAAAUGGGCAUGUUAGAUAUAGUUGCUAAUGGUGAUUAAUCAUGAUUAAUUAUUUAAAAACUGUGAUUCGUCUGAUUACAAUUUUUAAUCAUUUGACAGCCCUAAUUUUUAUACUUUUGUUGUGUCAGCCCUGGUGACCCAUGCCGCUCUUUGUGAGCUCAUUUUUGGAUAACAAAGACCUUUUUGACUACACCAGCUGACCUGUCUUUGCAUCCUGGGGUAACGCUGCAACAAAUAAUAGCAAAACAUAGCACUUCAAGCACAAUGGUAACAUCAGAAACUAGAUUUUUUUAGAAGGCCUGGAUACUGUGGGCAUGUCUUGGUUGACACAACUCUGGAGCAUCGCAUGGACAUCGGGAGCCUCUGGAUAGGUGGACCGGGGGGGUGGUCCCCCUUUUUCAGAAGGGAGACCGGAGUGUGUUCCAACUAUCGUGGGAUCACACUCCUCAGACUUCCUGGUAAGGACUAUUCAGGGCUUCUGGAGAGGAGGAUCCACCGGAUAGUUGAUUCUCGGAUUCAGUAGGAGCAGUGCGGUUUUUGUCCUGGUCGUGGAACUGUGGACCAGCUCUACACUCUCGGCAGGGUUCUUGAGGAUGCGUGGGGGUUUGCCCAACCAGUCCACAUGUGUUUUGUGGACUUGGAGAAGGCAUUCAAACAUGUUCCACGAGGAAUCCUGUGGGAAGUACUCCGAGAGUAUUGUGGGGUAUCCAGCCACCUUAUUUAGGCAGUUCAGUCCCCUGUAUGACCGGCAAUAUGUUGGACUUGUUUCCAGUGAGGGUUGGACUACGCCAGGGCUGCCCUUUGUUGAUACACCGAUUUGGUUCAUUACUUUUAUGGACAGAAUUUCUAUGUGUAGCCAGGGCGCUGAGGGGAUCCGGUUUGGUGGCUGCAGGGUUGGGUCUGUUUUUGCAGAUGAUGCCGUCCUGCUGGCUUCAUCCGGCCAUGAUCUUCAACUCUCACUGUAUUGGUUCACACCCAAGUGUGAAGCAGCUGGGAUGAAAAUCAGCAUUUCUAAGCCCAAGUUUAUGGUUCUUGUACAGAAAAGGGCGGAGUGCCAUCUCCAGGUCGGGGAUGAGAUCCUGCCCCAAGUGGAGGAGUUUAAAUACUUUGGGGUCUUGUUUGAGUGAGGAAGGAUGGAACGUGAGAUCAACAGGUGGAUUCCGGCUGCGUCUGCAGUGAUGCGGUCCCUGCAUCAGUCUGUUGUGGUGAAGAAGGAGCUGAGCGGAAAGGCAAAGCUCUCAGUUUACCGGUGGAUCUAUGUUCUGGGGAGAGAGAAGUCUGGGCUUCCCUGCUUAGGCUGCUGUCCCUGCGACCCGACCUUGGAUAAGCAGAAGAUGAUGGAUGAAUGUUGAAAGGUUAUAAAUACCAUACAUAAAUGGGCAGGCUAUUGAAAUAUCUGUAUGAACGCAACACAGCCAAAGGCAGUCAUAUUGAAUGUAAUUUAUCAUUUUUAAUAAGCUCCAAGUCCAGGAAGUUCAUAAAGAGUAGGGACGGGCGAUCCUUAACAUUUCAAAUGUGUAUUGAUACUGAUACUUUUUCUGCCACAAUUUUAUUGAUAGUCAAACCUCUGUUUCCGUAUGCUCCGUUUUGUCAAACAUUUUUGCCAAAAUUGAGGUUUCAUAUACUCUGUUUUUGUACAGUGUUGCACGUAACAAACUAAGCUGUUUGCUCUGUGCUGUAUCGUUCCGUAAAAUCGAGUGCCCAAACAAAGCACCCUACGCAUCGCUGCCUCACUGUCCAUGCAUUUUUUUGUUGAGUGCAACUGCUAAAUAAACCGCCAUGGGGCCAAAAAGGUUGCAAGGGCCAGCACUUUGAUACAGGUGAGAAGCACUACUAAACUCACAAUAACUUCCAUCCAUUCAUCAUUUAUACUUUGCACUGUUUUGUGCAUGUAUAAUUAUAAUUAAGAUUCAAGAUUCAAGAGUUUUAUUGUCAUAUGCAUAGUAAAACAGGUAGUUAUACUAUGCAAUGAAAUUCUUAUUCUGUUCAUUCUCCCAAGAAAAGAAAGAAAACACAAGAAAAAGAAUAAGAACAUAAGAAACAUAAAUACCAAUAAAUUAAGCAACAACAACAGAAGAGACAUUAAUACAGAUAAAUAAUACAAAUAAAUAAAUAAAUAAAUAAGUAGUAGUAGUAGUACUUUAUUAAUCCCACAGCAGGGAAAUUCAUCUGUUACAGCAGCAAGCAAGAUACAGUGUGCGUGCAGCGUGUGUGAGUGCUUCGUUGAGAAGCCUGAUGGCCUGUGGGUAAAAGCUGUUCGCCAGCCUUGUGGUCCUGGACUUCAAACUCCUGUAGCGUCUACCUGACGGUAGGAGUGUGAAUAAUGAGUGUUGUGGAUGUGUGCUGUCCUUGAUGAGGUUGUGUUUUCUGCGUAGGACUCUAGUUUUAUAAAUGUCUUGCAGUGAGGGGAGGGCUGCCCCAACAAUGUUCUGUGAGGUCUUGAUCACCCGCUGGAGUGCCUUCCUAUCAUGUGUUGUACAGUUACCGUACCAAACAGUGAUGGAGGCGGUAAGGACACUUUCCAUAGUGCAUCUGUAGAAGCAACUCAGGAUUGUGGUGGACAUGCCAAAUUUCCUCAGUCUUCUCAGGAAGUACAGUCUCCUUUGGGACUUCUUCAGAAUUUGUUGGGUGUUGUGAGACCAGGUGAGGUCCUCGCUGAUGUGUGUGCCAAGGAACUUGAAGGUUUUCACCCUCUCCACCUCAGUCUCAUCAAUAAACAGGGGUCUAUGCGGCUCCUUUUCCCUUGUUCUUGGGUCGAUGAUCAUCUCUUUAGUCUUAUCUGUAUUGAGAAGGAGAUUGUUAUCACGACACCAAGCUAUGAGGUCCGCCACCUCUCUUCUGUAUGAUGUUUCAACACCACCAGUGAUCAGGCCGAUGACUGUAGUGUCAUCCACAAAUUUAAUGAUGCUGGUGUUGUUGUGGGAGGCCACGCAAUCGUAGGUGAAGAGCGUGUAGAGGAGUGGACUCAGCACACACCCCUGUGGGGUCCCAGUGCUCACAAUUAAUUAUAUAUUUGGAAAAAUGUUGUCUUUAUUUUUCUCAAGCUGCUGCACCUCAACUUAAGUGUGAGACGCCUGCCUCACACUUUUAGAAACACAGCUUUUAUUGAGCCAAGCCACAUAUUUUACAUUAGGAAAAAAAAUGUCAAGAGUACACCAUGAGACAAAAAUGUCACAAAAGGUACAAACAGUAUGCAGUGCAGUGAGUAUACUGACUUAUUGUGUGCAAAGGCGUAUUGUGUCAUUUGGGCGACCGAGGCAAACCCAAUCAUUGGGGCUCCACAAUCUUGCACUGACAAAAGUCCUUUUAUUACUUCCGCCAAGCGCAGCACACUGUAAUUGAUAAGAACAUCAAGCAACAUUUUAUAUAGUUUACCACUUUGAUACUCACAACGUUGAUGAAAAGCGUCACUCUCAGCUUCAUCCCUAAAACUAUUGCAUUCGCCUGGGUGUCUACCAUAGAAUAUGGUUGUUUUCCUCUCACCUUUUUCUCUUCUCCGCUCCACUGGGGUAACUCCGCAUCAGUGUUCUCCAACUCAUGCCAACAAGUUUGUUUUGCGUGACAUGGAACAUGGAAUAGUCUGUUGCAAGAGAAGGGAGGGUGGAGCAGUUUAAACGAUCAUGAUAGAUUGCACAUUUUGAUGUAGUUUAAAGCACAUAAAUUAAAGGGGACCUAUUAUACUAAUUUUCCUGCCUUUGUAUUGAGUGUUGGACUCCUACAGAGCAGCUACACAUGAUAACCUGCACAGAAAGCUUUCUCAAUCUUCCAGACUCUGCACCUCUUCCUGCAGUGUUUCCUGCCUCUCGCCCAAACGGUCUGAGUAAUUUACUCCACGCCUAGAUAUCUUGGUGACCCAGGCAAUUGCCUGUGUUUGCCUAAUGGUAUGUCCGCCCCUGCAUUUAAUUGUUCUUCCUGUCACUAUCACUGCCAUACGUAGAUGAAUAAAGAUAUAUUAUUUGUAAUCAUUCUCAGGCCAAAUAAGUGAAAUGGGAUAUUCUCCAGGCACGGUGGCUGAGAAUUACUGACCCAUUGAUUGGCAUAAUAAUUUAUUUGACCUUUCUUGAGUAUCUGAAGCUUGACAAUAACAGUGUAAUAUCCCUGAAAUGAGUCUUGAGUGAUGCAGACAGACCAGAAGUGGGUGAUAUAAUUAGUCAUCAGUCAAUUCAUUCUGCUGAUUUGGAUGAAAAAUAUGAAUAAAUCUUGCUACCUUGCCUCUACUGAGAUAUUUAAUAUAAAUACAGCAGUCAGUACUGUGCAGCAUAGACCGUAAUGUAGUAGUAAUACUGUGUAACACUGCCAUCUUGUGUUCAAAGUUGUGAUUGAUAUGAUGAACUUCUAUUAAAUGAGUAUACGCUUAUACUUGUACAGUUAUACUGUAAUUCAACAUCCCUCUUCGGGCAUAUAUUUUAAUCUUUUGUGCUAGGAUUAUUUAGUAAUAAAUACAAAUUUUACUAAUCAGUGAUGGCUUGAACUUGAAGUUCUCUCGGUUUUGCCGUGUAUAUUUCAUGCCCCACUUUUUCAGCCGUAUAAUGAAUGAUACCUUAAGAACCACAUGCAUUUCUGCAUCCUGAUGCAUUUGCUGCAAUUUCUAUGUGUUACCAAACACCCUGAAACUCAAUUUUUACCUAAAAACACUUGAAUAACUCUUGUGCCCAUAAACAGCAUAACAACAACAUAAUUUAGUAGGAAUU